AUGGACGUACUCGACCAGCUAGAUAAUCUGUGGUUGGUGUGCUUCACCGUGUUCGGACUGACUGGGCUAUGUUUCGCUUUAAGUGGAUUGAAGAACAAACCAGUCUGCCUUCGUUCGAAACUCCAUAGCCCUCGAAGUGGAACCGCAUCACAGUCGAUUUCACCGGAGAAGAAACCAGCGCAGUAUGCGGAUACAUUGCCACCUCAGGGCCGUCAGGCACUUGCUGCAUUGCCGGAAUUCGCGACAGGAAUACAUGAAGUCGACGAAGAGAAAGUUCUCAAACACAUCCUUCCCAUGACCGUGGACUAUACGACCUGCGGGGAAGACAGAUACACGCCAAUGGGAUUCUCAAUGGCUGAAAUUAAGGCCUUAGGGGACUUUCCGGACUACGCAAAACUCAGCGGUGUGCCCUUGCCUCGAGAGUACCCCGAGUUCAAAAUUGAAAAAGCGCUACCCAGGCCAUAUCGUCCGUUUAGAUGGGGCUACCACCAGACAAUGUCAUUGACAAAGCUAGAAACGGAUUGGUGGAUAGAGCUCGAGAACACAUAUAUACAACGGAUCGCGCAACGGAAGGACUUGUACGCAAAGCAUGGGGAUGCGGUCCUGGGCUGGCUUCCAGGAUCAGAGCUGGCCUGUAAAGAACUCAUGGAAAUGGUUCUGCAAUUCAUCUGCGCCCGGUAUCCGCACUACUUCUCGUUGGUGGACAGACGCGUCCUACAAAAUAGGAUUUUGGGAGUAGAACAGGAUAUAAGAUCUAAGCAUCCUCUUGAGAUACUGCUGGACAACGUGCCCGAAGACUUCGGUGUGAUGCUACGUGAUGAAACAACGGGUAACUAUUUUUUGCGUGCCGGAGUCAUCUGUUCUGCUUUGGGAUGGAAUGUCGGCACCAAGAUCGGACUUCAGCUUCAUCAGAUCCAUGGCCCAGUUCCUGAUUACAGGGAGAAGAUGCAAUUCUCUAUGGAUCGGUUCUUCACCAAAAUGCCGGCCGACAAACCGAUACAGAGAGGAUCCUGGGGUCUUGAAGUCGGACAACCUUUGUAUAUGCCCAAAGGAGACCCUCACGAGAAACUCCGACUGUCUCAAGAUCCCAAUCUUCAGCUAGAGGAUUGCUAUCUCAGAGUAGACUGGCAAACUCUUCGCCGUCUUCCUCUCUCAGGAGCCAUCGUAUUCAACUUCAAGGCACUGUUCACACCGGUGACCGAACUCCGGGAUGAACCUGGCGUGCCCGCAUUGGUAACCAAGGUCUUGAAGGAGGGCAACAAAAAUAUACUGGAGUAUAAGAGUACGUGGCACGUGGAACAUGUUGUACUUCCCAAGCUUGAAGAAUGGGCAAAAGAACAAGAAGAGAAUGGGCUCGUUCCCAGCGAUUGGGAGGUAGCUACAUUGGAUGACAGCCCAUGGUAUCAAGAUUGGCAGGAAAAGUGGCAUCGCCAACAAGGCUUUUAG
This is a messenger RNA of Aspergillus oryzae RIB40, 1446 nucleotides long. Its product is annotated as heme-dependent oxidative N-demethylase family protein. NCBI's taxonomy places the organism in Eukaryota, Fungi, Ascomycota, Eurotiomycetes, Eurotiales, Aspergillaceae. The record is from RefSeq and is a predicted model, not a curated record. The transcript has 3 exons. The coding region runs from base 1 to 1446 and encodes 481 amino acids.